This is a messenger RNA of Aspergillus alliaceus, 1739 nucleotides long. RefSeq lists its product as uncharacterized. The record is from RefSeq and is a predicted model, not a curated record. Bases 102 to 1424 code for a protein of 440 amino acids. The transcript has a single exon. NCBI's taxonomy places the organism in Eukaryota, Fungi, Ascomycota, Eurotiomycetes, Eurotiales, Aspergillaceae.
CUCAUUUAUUUUCUCCUGUAUCAUCAGACUCACCUACACGACGCCUCUCUCUGGUAUAGCAGAACCAUCGUCACGUCCAUCUAGCCCGCGGGCUUGACGACAUGUCAAUGCCCAGUCCUUCCGUCAUCUUUCAUCAGGGCUUACGAUGUUCUAAAGUCCCGCGAAGAUCUGCGGCGCUUGUGUCGCCUUCCACCGAUCUCUCAGCAUCGGCAUCUUUCCCUGUAACUCCAACUCCAUUUAACAACCUACUCUUAAGUACAGAUCCAACGCCGAACGUUGAAACUUCCUUGCGCUAUGACCCUGCCACAUCGAGUAUAUUGCAAGUGCCGGCAUCAGAGACGACUACAACAGCGCCUACCCCAAUACCAACCCAUCUACCACUCGUCACCUCUUUCACUGUCAGUGAUACAGUUGGAGAUUCAUCUUUUUCGUUUACAAAGGGCCGUCCAGAGGCAUAUAGCUUAGUGUCGUCAUAUAGUUCUGAGUAUCCGACGCUAGAACCAGUCGCAUCAAGCUUAUCUAGCCAUCUCUCGAGCUCGAGAUCAUCAGAGACUUCCUCAACACGUACCUCUUUCACAAGCGUGCCUUCUACAGCCGUUACAUCGACGGCAACGGGAGAGAUCACUCAUGAAAAUGGCUCGAAUCAGGAUAUUUCGCCUUCGUCUGCGAAUGAUGAUACACAUACCUCACGCCAAACAUUACUAGGCAGCAUACUUGGCGCAAUGGCCUUCAUCACAGCCGUGGUUCUAAUCUGUCUGUUAUUUUUCAGACGCAAACGGAGAAAAUCAGGUCGAGAUCAGGGUUUUGGAAGAAACGAAAAGCUUUUUGGAACGGGUCGGCAAUCAGCAGAUUCCUCGAUUGGAUUACAACACGAAUACUACCCUGCAGGGUCUAUGUGCUCUCAUUACAAUCCUGCCCCGAGAACGAUCGCCCACUACCGGGACCACAGUGAUGGAGCAUCGGCGCACUUCUCAGAUCCAUUUUCAGACUCUGCAGAACUACAUGGAGGAUCACGAAGCAGUAUACCUAGGGUUGAGAAUGCACCUCAGACUUUCUUUGUAGACUCAAAGGACGAUGAAAAACCGUGUAAAUCACGGGCGAACCUGCCGCAACGAACAGUUUCUGAUAGCUUUUUACCGACCGUCCAUGUAGCAGGACAAACGCCAGAUCAGCAAUCUAUCCAUAGCAGCGAUCGCAGCUUGGGCAGCACGCUCAUUCUUCCAGGACGAAGCAGUCUAGGGAGCAGCUUGCAGAGAUUCAGUUACCGGGUUUCUGUGGUAGAGCUUGAGCCGUCCGGCGCAAACGAAACAAUAACUAAGAUCAGCCCUCGGAGCACACGAAGCGACCCGUUUGACCUGGAAGUUCCAGCAAAGGUGGUGAUGCACCCACUUGGUUCGGUUACACAGCUAAGAUCCCAGAUCUAGCCUCGUGAAUCAAAGGACCAAACAGAUCGUCGCUGCCGAGAUAUUCCAUAAAGAAGGGGAAAGGUGGUGAUGUGUGUCUCUACAAUAAUACAUGAGAUAUGUGACACGAGCCAUGAACGUCUCUUACAUUGAUUGGCGUCUGAAGAGGAAUACUAAUACAUGGAAUGGUUGUAUUUGAUAUGAUUCGUCGCAGCAUACUGUACUUUAGCCUUUUUUCUCUUUCAGCCCUAGCUGGGCAAGCGACCACUAUUUCUGUACGAUAGGUUGAUAAUGUAGUAUCAAAACUGUUCGUUGUUAACUUUCCCUGAUAUACAU